CUUUCCUUAAUUAUAAAUUAAAUUCAAAAAAAAAAAAAAAUGAAUUCUAAUAGAAAUGCUGGCUCAACAGCUUUAAAACGUCUUAUGAAAGAAUAUAGAGAACUCAUUUUGGAGCCUCCAGAAGGCAUUGCUGCAGGCCCCAUUGAUGAAAAUAAUUUUUUUGAAUGGGAAGCUCUAAUUUCUGGUCCUGAAGAUACUCCAUUUGAAGGAGGAUUAUUUCCAGCCACUUUAUCAUUUCCAAAAGAUUAUCCUUUGAGCCCACCUACGAUGAAAUUUACCUGUGAUUUCUUUCACCCUAAUGUAUAUCCUGAUGGCACUGUUUGUAUUUCAAUCCUGCAUCCUCCUGGAGAUGAUCCUAAUAUGUAUGAAAGCAGUUCUGAAAGAUGGAGCCCUGUUCAAAGUGUCGAGAAAAUUUUAUUGAGUGUUGUUAGUAUGUUAGCAGAACCUAAUGAUGAAAGUGGUGCUAAUGUUGAUGCUUGCAAAAUGUGGAGAACAGAUCGUGAAAAAUACAAUCAAAUUGUAGCUGAAAACACUAGAAAAACUUUGGGCUUGUAAUAAAAAAUAUUUACAAAUUUA
Messenger RNA from Cokeromyces recurvatus, 576 nucleotides. Its product is annotated as ubiquitin-conjugating enzyme E2. Bases 40 to 555 code for a protein of 171 amino acids. Gene Ontology annotation, cellular component: endoplasmic reticulum; cytosol. The record is from RefSeq and is a predicted model, not a curated record. The transcript is spliced from 6 exons. Lineage: Eukaryota; Fungi; Mucoromycota; Mucoromycetes; Mucorales; Mucoraceae.